Messenger RNA from Triticum aestivum (bread wheat), 4145 nucleotides. Its product is annotated as disease resistance protein RPM1. The transcript is spliced from 6 exons. Bases 13 to 2931 code for a protein of 972 amino acids. Gene Ontology annotation, molecular function: ADP binding. Gene Ontology annotation, biological process: defense response to other organism. NCBI's taxonomy places the organism in Eukaryota, Viridiplantae, Streptophyta, Magnoliopsida, Poales, Poaceae. The record is from RefSeq and is a predicted model, not a curated record.
GAGCUCAAGACGAUGCAAGCAUUCCUCGUGGCUGAUGAGAAAACAAAGAAGAAAAACAUGCUACUGAAGGUGUGGGCAGAGCAAGUAAGAGAUCUAGCAUAUGGUAUUGAGGAUUGUCUUGAUGAAUUUAUGGUGCAUGUGGGAAGCCAGAGCCGUUCUCGACGGCUGCUUAAGCUGAACGAUCGGCAUCGGAUUGCCAGCCAAAUCCGUGAUCUCAAAGCAAGAGUUGAAGAAGUGAGCAAUAGGAAUGCACGCUAUAACUUGAUCAACGCUGAUGCCUCCAGCAACAUUGACGAGGUGAAUGCCAGCAUGGAAGAUGUUCGUAGCCACUCAGCUGGUAACAUUGAUGAGGCAGAGCUUGUGGGCUUUGUUAACCCUAAAGAGGAGUUGAUUAAGAUGGUGGAUGUUAACUCCAGAGAUGGUCUUUCGAAGGUGAUAUGUGUCGUUGGCAUGGGCGGUUUAGGCAAGACUACUCUAGCAAGGAAGGCAUAUGAUAGCAAGGAAGAUAUUGUGAAUAAAUUUGCUUGUUGUGCUUGGGUCACAGUCUCACAGUCAUUUUCGAAGAUAGAGAUGCUCAAGGAGAUGAUAAGUCAACUUUUGGGUACCGAGUCACUGAGGAAAUGCUUGAAAGAACUUGAACAGAAGGCAAUGCAAGUAGAGCAUCUCGCCAACUACCUCAGAGAAAAGCUAGAGGACAAGAAAUACCUUAUUGUUCUUGAUGAUGUGUGGACCAUAGAUGCCUGGAAUUGGAUCAAAUAUAUUGCUUUUCCUAUUAGAAACAAUAAAGGUAGCCGAAUAAUAGUAACAACACGAGAUGUGGGCUUGGCUGCGCAGUGCACUUCAGAAUCACUUAUCUACCACCUUAAGCACCUACAAAUAGAGGAUGCCACAAAUUUGCUACUAAGAAAGAGUGGCAAAACACGGGAAGACAUGAAAAAUGAUAAGAAAAUGAUGGCAGUGGUCAACAAAAUUGUAAAGAAGUGUGGUGGUCUACCGCUGGCUAUACUCACUAUAGGAGGCAUGCUUGGCAACAAAAAGGCAACAGAGUGGGAAAGUAUCUAUACACAAAUCCCAUCAGAGCUUGAGAGCAACCCUAGCCUAGAAGCAAUGAGGAGGAUAGUUACUCUAAGCUACAAUAGCUUGCCGUCUCAUCUCAAGUCAUGCUUUCUGUAUCUAAGCAUCUUUCCUGAGGAUUUUGAAAUCAAAAGGAGGCGUUUGGUAGAUAGAUGGAUAACAGAGGGGUUUGUUAGAGCCAGAGGUGGAGUAAACAUCAAAGAUGUUGGAAUAAGUUAUUUCACCGAGCUAAUCAACCGAAGCAUGAUUCAGCCCUCAAAAGUGAGCAUAGAAGGACAUAUUAAGAGUUGCCGAGUCCAUGAUAUCAUGCGUGAUGUGAUGGUCUCGAUAUCCAGGGAAGAAAAUUUUCUGUACUUGGCAGGAGAUAAUGCAACUACUAUAGCAGAGGGGAACUUCCGUCAUGUAGCAUACCAUGGUAGUAAGUGCCCAAAAUUAGGCGUGGAUUGUAGCCAUGUUCGUUCAUUAACCAUGUUUGGUGAGAGAUCCAUGGAGCCAUCAUCUUCAAUUUGUUCACCUGACAUGAGAAUGCUCCGAGCCUUGGAUCUAGAGAACGCACAGUUUGAAGUGACACAAAAGGAUAUCAGCAACAUAGGAUUGUUUCGUCACUUGAAGUAUCUGAAUUUUUCUUAUCCUCAAGGAUAUUCACAUAUUUACAAACUACCUAGAUCCAUAGGGAAAUUACAAGGCUUGCAUACUUUGAACAUAACAGACAGUUAUAUUACAGAACUGCCAACUGAGAUUAGUAAACUCAAGAGUCUGCAUAGUCUCCGUUGUACCAGAAAGAGAUCCUAUAAAUGGUUUGUCCUGGGUGAACCCAAGGAAUGCUUUCUGAACACAUUAUGUUUGCCCAUGCCGUUCACACCUUUGUUUAAUUCUAGUGAGCAUGCUGAGGCAGUUGCAGAGCUACACAUGGCAUGGUCUAGCAAUGGGUCAGAGUCAGAAGGUGUGAGUGUGCCAAAAGGAAUCGGCAAAUUAAAAGAGCUGCAAAUACUAGAGGUUGUAGACAUCAGCCGAACUAGUUGCAAAGCAAUUAAAGAGCUAGGUGAGCUUGUGCAGCUGAGAAAACUGAGCGUGGUAACAGAAGGGGCCACCAAGCAAAAAUGCCAGCUACUCAGUGAUGCCAUUGAGAAGCUCACUUGCCUCCGCUCCCUUAAAGUGGUUGGUUCACUCAAGUGGAUGCAUGUUGUUUCCUCUCCUCCUCCCCUGUUGAGGAGCCUGAAGUUGUAUGGACACCUUGGAGCGGUUCCUGGCUGGUUUGGCAAUCUAAUGCAUUUGGUCAAGCUUUCCUUAGGGGGCAGCGUAAUAAAGGAAGAAGGUAAAAUCAUGGAAAUACUAGGGCCACUUCCCAACCUCAUGGAGCUUGGUCUUAGAAGCGGCUCUUAUACUGGGGAGACGUUAGUGUUCAGAACGGGAGCAUUCCCAAAUCUCAAAAUACUUGAUAUUUGUGAUGUGCAGCAACUGAGAGAGUUGAUAUUCGAGGAGGGCGCCUCGCCGCAGCUGGGAAAGAUAGAAAUCGAAGUCUGCCAGUUGAAAUCAGGGAUUAAUGGUAUCAAGCACCUUGCAAGUCUCAAGGAGAUUUGUCUUAAUUGGUGUGGUGAAGUGGCCGGGCUUGGUAUGUUGCGACGUGAAUUGGAGGCACACCCCAACCACCCCGUGCUGCGACUGCAUGACGAACAGAGCUAUCACGACCUGGGUGACAUUGUCCAAGGAUCCACUAUUGGAGUACAUGUGGAUGAAGCAACGGAGGCGGAGGAAUCAUCACCUCUCCAUCCCGAGCAUGCAGCAGCGGGGGAGAGCUCCUUGUCGCAGGUGGUGGUCAGAACGACGGGGGCGACAGCAGCCAAGACCCUGACAUAAGGGAGGUCCAAGGCUCUGCUUUGGUGGAAGACGAUUUCUGGUCCUGCAAUUCUCACGACGACGAUGAUGCUUGAUGAUUGGUUAAUGCUGCCCCCUUCUUUGUUCAGAUCCAUUGCUUCUUCUCGAAGACGCCCCCACAGGUUGACGCAUUCGCUGGUACCUACAGGAGGAACCGGAGCUUCGCAGACAUCCUAUGCGGCCAAGGGGUACUGAAUAAUAUCAAGCAAAGUUGGAAGGCAUGGGAUUUCUUUCUGAUCCAGGAGGGAGUUCACAUGCUCAACACUCGACAGUCCACUUCCGAGGCAUGAUAGCUGUUGGGGAGGAAAAGGCAAUGGACUAUACAAGACAAGAUACCUGUAUCAAUUAAGCUGCAUUGCUAUGAUGCAAUUGGUCAUCGUGUUCAACUUGCAAGUUCGCUGCUGGUGGACUCUAUGCCACAAAGUGAAGCUAAGAUACAACAUGAUGUUCCUACGCUGCGAAUGUCUUAAGAGUCGUUCGUUCCAUGCUGACAGGCCAGGAGCCAACUGGAGGAAGGGAUAGUGCAAUGGAAGUACUAGAGGGGGAGCUGGAGGAACUCUGACAGAUGAGAUUUGAGCGUGAUGCAUACUUCUGCAACUGAUGAAAAUGUUCUGAAGUAUGGACUGUGAUCACCCUGAUGACUGCUGGGAGAAGACGUUGAAAAUGCAAAGGACUACACGUCUACACCGCACGAGAUGCUGCUACUAAUUAAGCAUUUAAGCUGCAUAUACGUACUGUUAUGCCGCAAUUGGCCAUCACUUCAGCUCUCGAAACAUCCCUGCUGGCUGCCGGCCUCUGAUAUCGUGCAAGGUGAAGCUGGAGGGAUCCUGACAUUUCGCCGCUGUGAAUGGAAGAUGAAUGCAUUGAUCUUGAGGCUUCAAUGUGGCAGAGGCGAGUACACCAUUUUGAGAUCUCGGAAGGAGUUUACAAUUUAAAAUUGUCGGCCCAGAUGAAAAAUCGGUUCUUGGGGAACACCAUUGAAUGGAGUGGCUGAUCAACCUGAUGAGAAGACCUGCAAUUUUGAAUACAGACUUACUCUGUUUUCUAGUACUCUGUUGUUUUGUAGAGAUGGUUCAUUACUCUCCACUUGUUGCUGCAACAAUUUUGUAAACAGUGAAUGAUGACUGCAUCAGUUUUUUUCCCCUAAAAGGAGGAUUACACUCGGCCUUUGCAUCAAGCAAUGAACACAACCAUAA